This is a messenger RNA of Metarhizium robertsii ARSEF 23, 2181 nucleotides long. RefSeq names its product DNA repair protein rad32. Gene Ontology annotation, cellular component: nucleus; Mre11 complex. The record is from RefSeq and is a predicted model, not a curated record. Gene Ontology annotation, molecular function: 3'-5'-DNA exonuclease activity; DNA endonuclease activity; manganese ion binding. The coding region runs from base 1 to 2181 and encodes 726 amino acids. Lineage: Eukaryota; Fungi; Ascomycota; Sordariomycetes; Hypocreales; Clavicipitaceae. The transcript has 4 exons. Gene Ontology annotation, biological process: mitotic G2 DNA damage checkpoint signaling; double-strand break repair via nonhomologous end joining; telomere maintenance.
AUGACCGAGUUCACGGAGGCCGAUACCAUCAGAAUCCUCGUCGCAACAGACAACCAUGUCGGCUACGAAGAGCGCGACGCCAUUCGCAAAGAUGACAGCUGGCGAACUUUUGACGAAAUCCUGAAUAUUGCUCGAACUGAAGAUGUUGACAUGGUCUUACUUGCUGGCGAUCUCUUCCAUGAAAAUAAACCCUCACGAAAGUCCCUCUACCAGGUCAUGCGUACGCUGCGACAAAACUGCCUCGGCAUGAAGCCGUGCCCUCUCGAGUUCCUCUCCGACGCUGCCACCGUCUUCGAAGGCGCAUUUCCCCAUGUCAAUUACGAAGACCCCGAUAUUAAUAUUUCGAUACCUGUAUUUUCUAUUCAUGGUAACCACGAUGAUCCCUCGGGAGACGGCAAUUACUGUUCGCUCGACUUGUUACAAGCUGCCGGCCUGCUGAAUUAUUUUGGACGAGUAGCCGAGGCCGAUAAUAUUGAGGCCAAGCCAAUUCUCCUCCAAAAAGGCAUUACAAAACUCGCCCUGUUCGGUUUAAGUAAUGUCCGAGACGAACGAAUGUUUCGGACUUUUCGAGACCAUAAAGUCAAGUGGUUCAGGCCAAAUGUGCAAAUGGGCGAUUGGUUCAAUAUGCUCGCUGUCCACCAGAAUCAUCAUGCACACACCGCGACAUCAUAUCUCCCCGAGAACGUACUACCGGACUGGCUUGAUUUGGUGGUUUGGGGACACGAACACGAAUGUCUCAUUGAUCCUACACAGAACCCCGAGACAGGAUUUCACGUCAUGCAGCCUGGCUCGUCGGUAGCCACGUCACUUGUGCCAGGUGAGGCGGUGCAAAAGCACGUGGCCAUUUUGAGCGUAACAGGCAAGGAUUUCAAAGUUGACAAAAUCCCAUUAAAGUCGGUGCGCCCUUUCGUGACUAGAGAACUCGUUCUGGCUCAGGAUAAGCGAUUCAAGGGCUUAGACAAGAAGAAGGACAACAGACAAGAAGUGACCAGGCGGCUAAUGGAAGUUGUGGAUGAGAUGAUUGACGAAGCAAAUGCAGAUUGGGAAGCCAUCCAGACAGAUGAAGAGGCGCUAGAAGAGCGACCGCUGCCUCUGAUUCGGCUCAAGGUCGAGUACACGGCCUCGGAUGGGGGUCUGUUUGAGUGUGAGAACCCACAGCGAUUUUCUAACCGAUUUGUUGGCAAAGUUGCCAAUACAAACGAUGUCGUCUACUUUUACCGCAAAAAGACUUCACAGCGCAAAGCUACAGCCACGCUUCCCGAAAAUGUUCUCGAGGCCCUCGCCGACGGUGCCGACGCCGUCAAGGUAGAGUCGCUGGUACAAGACUUCUUAUCUGCCCAGUCUCUUAAAGUCUUGCCGCAAGGCCCCUUUGGAGACGCGGUAAAUCAGUUCGUUUCAAAGGACGACAAACAUGCCAUGGAGCUGUUUGUCUCGGAACACUUGACGGGCCAAGUGAAGCAGCUCCUCGGGCUUGAAUCCGAUGAUGAGGAUCUCGACAGUGCCAUGGACAUUUAUAGAACCAGAGUUGAGCAGCAAAUGACCAGCGGCCCCGGCAAAGGAAUGUUUAGUACUGAUAGAAAACGGGUAUUGAAACCAAAACCCGACACUUGGGAUAGUGAUUUCGACGGUAACUGGGAGGACGAGCCUGAUGCAUGGACAUACGAAGGUUCUAGCCACGACUUGAGUCUUACCACGACACAAGGGCCUGGGCGGACCGGUAGAAGCAGGGCGGAAGCUCACGGCGAAGAAAUGUCCGACGAUGAACCAGCACCACGGCCUACCAGACGAACAGGCAGAGGAACGAAAGCAGCUACCACAAAAGCCGCCGAGAAGAAGGCCUCGGCAAAGAAAGCUCCGGCACGGGGACGCGGUCGUAAGAACGUCGAACAAAGCGAGGAAGAGGAAGAAGAUGUUGUCAUGGAAUCAGAAGAGGAGCCUGCACCACCACCGAAAUCCAGCACGAGGGGGAAAAGAGCAACAGCAACCAGAACAGCGGCAUCGACAACGGCGAAGAAGACUACGACGCGGGGUGCCGUCAAGUCCAGGCAAACAAAGCUAGACUUUUCACAAAAGAGCGGGGGCGCGAGUCAGAAGGCUUUUGAAAUUAGCGAUGAUGAGAUAUCCGACGAUGAUGCGUUCGAGCCCGCUCCCCCGGUGUCAAGUAGAACAAGAAGAAGAUGA